GAAAGAACAUUGGCAUUAGAAAAAAAAAAUCAAACUGUGGUAGUAGAUGUAUGUGAGGAGAGACAAGACAAGCAGUGUGAUGGUUUAAUGGUAACCUUAUCUCCACUACCUUGAUGGGUCAUCCCUGUCUCAAACACCAAGAAACUGAGCCUGCCAUGGACCUGUCUCCUGAGCCUACCACCACCGUGCUACACUUUCAGUAACCUCUCUACCUCCUUCUUAAUUGUAGUUACCCACUGCCAUCUUGGAUUAUCUCUUGUCCUUCCUCUCCUCUCCUUCCAGUCACAUCCUUCCUUUCUCUUUCCUCUACAUUUUCUCUUUACCUUUACACCAUAACCAUUCCAGUAUUUCCUUAAUCCUUCCUCUCUCCAGCCAUGCCUUAGUCCCUCAUCUUUCUUCACCAUACCUCCCUCAUCGUGUAUGUCAUUGUCUGCUGCAGCCCUGGCAGUUAGGUCAGCAUCGUGGUGGCCUCGCAUGUAGCAUCACAGCACCACCAUGGGGUUGUGUUUGACAGUUUGUGACCGGGUGUACACCUAUUACACAACACACGAAGACAACAGUAGUCAUGAGGUGGACACCAUGGUGCUCAGUCUUGGUACCGCACUCAAAAAUAUAUUCCCAGCUGUCCCUCUCACACACAUCAUCCGCAAAGUGGACAUCCAGCCUUCUAAGCGGAUGCAGCAGCUAGAGGAGCUGGAACGAGCAACACUGGGAGGGACUAGAGACAUGGGACCAUGCGGCGGCUUCUCUACUCAGUACAUGUGUAUGUGCGACUACCAUGCACUACCAUAUAGAGAAGAAGUAGCGUGGGAUGUCGACACCAUCUACCUCUCACACGAUACUCGAGAGCUCUACUUACACGACUUUGAUUAUUUAGAGCAAAAGGGAAUGGACAGUAACAGAGACCUCAUCCCUAUAAUAAGUGCACUCGAGUACAACACAUGGUUUCGCAAACUUCGGGCAAGUCACAGUAAACUCUCCCAUGAAGCAAUAGAACGGAUUUUACACGUGGUUAGCAAGUCACUUAGCUUAGAAGAAGUAUAUUUAGAUAAUAUUGGUGCCAAAGCAGAAUUUGCUAACAAGCUGUCAUUGGCACUUUUGUCCAAUAGCAACAUUCCAUUGCAGAAACUUGACCUCUCGCACAAUCCACUUGAGGAUAAAGGUUUAAACAAUCUGUGCGGCCUGGUAGCCAAGCUGUCUCCAGUAACUGGGGGUGCUAUACACAUUAGUAACCCAAUUGGGCGGCAAGCAAAAGGUCUUAGUCAUCUUAAUCUUUCUCAGUGUGGUCUCACUGGUAAAGGUGUCAACAUGUUAGCACAUUCCCUCUCAGUCAAUAAGUAUAUGUGUCAAACUUUAACAUUCCUGAGCCUGGCUGGCAACUCCUUGCGAGAUGAUGUCAACAACCUAUACAACUUUUUAGCACAACCCAACACCCUCAAGACUCUUGACCUCUCUGCCACUGAGUGUGCCAUUGAUGCAGUAUUUGGGGCAUUAUUACGUGGAUGUACAAGUAGUCUAGCUCACCUCAUCCUCUCACGAAACAGUUUUGGCAGUAAGAAGACACGAGAAAUGCUGCCAUCCUUCAAGCAAUAUUUUACCUCUACCUUGGCCCUAAAAACCCUCACACUUUCUCAGUGUAAACUUCCUGCUGAUGCUCUCAAGUGA
Molecule: messenger RNA, 1665 nt
Organism: Cherax quadricarinatus
Lineage: Eukaryota; Metazoa; Arthropoda; Malacostraca; Decapoda; Parastacidae
Source: RefSeq, a predicted model, not a curated record